GUUGGGAAAUAACAGCAAAUCGAACAGAUGAAUGCGAAAAUCAGCUGGCCAAACCACAACAUAACAAGCGCAGCCUGCAGGUGGAUUGGAAUUUAUAAAAACCAAAAAACCAGGAAAAUGUCGGCUUUCAUCGAGGAAACCAAGAGCCUGCUGCCGCGGAUCGCCUUCAUAGCCUGCGGCUGCUUCAGUCCACCCACACCCAUGCACCUGCGAAUGUUCGAAAUAGCCAGGGACCAUUUUGAAACAGGGACCCACAGAGUGGUGGGCGGCAUCAUCUCGCCCACCCACGACUCCUACGGCAAGAAGGGUCUGGCCGCCUUGGACCGGUGUGCAAUGGUCAAGCUGGCCACGCAGAGCUAAUGGAUCCGGCUUUCCGACUGGGGUCACCAGAACCAGUGGAUGCGCACGCAGGCGGUGUUGCAGCACCACCAGAACUACAUAAAUAACCACAUAAAUUCCGGUGGACCAGGGGGAGAUGAUGAGCAGGACACCCACCUGGCCGGAUGGCUGCCGGGACUGCACGAAAGUCGGGAUCCUGUGCCUAAGCUGCUGUGCGGCGGCGACCUGCUGGAGUCCUUUGCUGUUCCAGCUUGGGCAGAAGCUGAUAUUGAGGACAUAGUGGCCAACCAUGGCCUGGUGGUUAUCACUCGCGCCGGCUCCAACCCGGGGAUUAUCUUUGACUCCGACAUAUUGACCAAAUAUCAGAACAACAUAACGCUAAUCACAAACUGGGUGCCCAAUGAGGUCAGCUCCUCGUUGAUUCGGCGACUUCUGGGACGUGGUCAGUCCGUCAAGUACCUUCUGGACGAUCUGGUGUUGGAGUACAUCAAGCGCCAACGUUUGUUUAACUUUAAAUCGCAGGAUGCACCGGCUCCGCCCGAAUGCGACUCCUGACGCGUUUUGCACCCGAAAGAGAAGCCCCAGUCGCCCACCCGCUGCCCAAGCCACCAGCACCACCAUUCGCACCACUCGCACCACCAGAGGUGGCGCCUUUUCAUGGAGCGUGAGUGAACCAGAGCAGACCAGAGUUCAAGUUCCUAUUUAGCGCUGAUUCCUUUAAUGCAUGCUUAUGUAAAUUUGCCCUUUCUUGGCCCUUGUAAAUACCCUUGUUAGAUUAGUUACUGAUAUUCCGGUGGUCAGUGUGCGUAUCAACUAUUUACACCGAACUGUUGCCAAAAUGUAGUCCCAUUAAACAAUAACCUUAA
Messenger RNA from Drosophila suzukii, 1205 nucleotides. RefSeq names its product nicotinamide mononucleotide adenylyltransferase (gene Nmnat). The record is from RefSeq and is a predicted model, not a curated record. Gene Ontology annotation, molecular function: nicotinamide-nucleotide adenylyltransferase activity; nicotinate-nucleotide adenylyltransferase activity. Lineage: Eukaryota; Metazoa; Arthropoda; Insecta; Diptera; Drosophilidae. Gene Ontology annotation, biological process: NAD+ biosynthetic process.